Molecule: messenger RNA, 2084 nt
Organism: Rhododendron vialii
Lineage: Eukaryota; Viridiplantae; Streptophyta; Magnoliopsida; Ericales; Ericaceae
Product: PKS-NRPS hybrid synthetase cheA-like
Exons: 5
Coding region: 45-2084 (679 amino acids)
Biological process (GO): regulation of DNA-templated transcription
Source: RefSeq, a predicted model, not a curated record
CGACAUCUGCCUUCGAACUCUCGCUUCACAUCUUCUAACUCUCAAUGGAAACCUCCAUUGCUUCCUCUCCCUCCAUUGGUAAAGAAGAAGUCUUGAGCCCAACAUAUGAGAGCAAUGUGCAUUUUGAUUGGGGAUUGGAAGAUUGUGCAAUGGAAAUGGAAGUUGACAAGGAAGAGGGAGCCAUCGAUGUUGCAGUUUCAGAGCCAAAAUCACAGCACGAGGGUGACACUUCAACAUUUGGUAGUCAUGUAGGACCCGCAACUAAUCCUACUCCCACUCCUACAAUAUAUGAUUAUACGGAGCAUUUCACAACGGACAAGGUAUUUUUGUCCGAGAAAGAAUUGGUAGAGUGGACAAGAUCUACGGGUAAACGAUACGGCUUUGUCAUUAUCAUUAAGGCCUCGGAGAAGUUUAUUAAGAAUCGCAAACCGAGGAUGAGGUUUUCAUGCGAAAGGAGCGGGAAGUAUAGGAAGUUUGUGAAGAAGUAUUUGGGGGAGGAGGUGGCUGUGAAGAAAAGGGCGACGCGUUCCACGGGCACAAAGAAAAUUGAAUGCCCAUUUCUAUUGAAAGGUGUAAAGGGCAAUGAUGGUUGGACUGUCUCUGUCCAUAAUGGCACUCACAAUCAUCCCCCAGCGGUGUACUUGGAGGGGCAUUCGUAUCCUGGAAGGUUGUCGGCGGAGCAAACUGCCACGUUGGUGGAUUUGUCAGUCGCUAUGGUUAAACCCAAACAAAUUCUAAGUCAAUUAAAGGGCAAUGAUCCUUCGAACGUCACGACAAUCAGACAUGUGUACAAUGCACGACAUAAGUACCGAGUGAUAGAGAAAGCCGGGAGAACUCAAAUGCAACAUCUAAUGGCUCGGCUACAACAUUUUAGCUAUGUGAAUUGGGAUCGUUCGAACAAGGAUGGGAAUGUCACAGACUUGUUUUGGGCUCCCCCUUGCGCUGGCGAGAUGUUACGUGCUUUCCCUCGAGUGUUAAUGAUGGAUUGCACGUACAAGACAAAUAGGUACAGGUUUCCAUUGCUGCAAAUUGUUGGCGUAACAUGUACGGAGUUGACUUUUAAUGUAGCCUUUGCUUUCAUUGAGUGUGAAAAGGAGGAAAACUACACUUGGGUGUUGGAGAAGUUAAAGGGAAUGAUGGAUGCUGAUGCACUUUCGGUUGUUAUAGUUACGGAUAGGGAGUUGGCGCUUAUGAAUGCCAUCAGAAGUGUUUUCCCUCAUGCUACCAAUCUCCUAUGUAGGUUUCAUAUCUCAAAGAACGUCUUAGCUAAGUGUAGGAAGAUGUUUGAUGACAAGACGUGGGAGGAGUUUAGUUGUAGCUGGGGCCUAGUUGUCCUUUCAGCGAGUGUUACACAGUAUGAGGAGCGCCUUCGUGCUUUGAAGCGUGAUUUUCAAAUGUUUCCUGCAGCACUUGAUUAUGUGGAGAAAAAUUGGUUAAUACCUUAUAAGGAGAGGUUUGUUGGAGCUUGGACAGAUAAAGUCAUGCAUUUUGGUAACCUAACAAGUAAUAGGGCGGAGAGUGCACAUGCUGCACUAAAACAUCAGCUAGAGCACUCCCAAUGUAACUUUGACAAUAUAUGGGAGAAAAUGCACCGACUUAUUUUGUUACAAGAAACUGAAGUCAAAGCUUCUAUGGAGAAGAGUCUUACUUCUAUCCCACAUGAAUUUAGGAGUCCUCUAUUUGAGAUUUUGAGGGGAGUUGUUUCGAAGAAUGGCAUGACACAUGUUCUGGCCGCGUCUCGUCAAGUGGAAUGGAUUGUGGAAUCGAACCAUGUGUGCGAAUGUGCUUUGAGGUACACCCAUGGUUUACCUUGCGCUCAUGAGAUUGCUCCUUGCAAGACGAAAAAUAUCCCCCUACCGCUUGAGUUAAUACACGACCAUCCUCUUCCGCCUGUGCAUCCGGCCUGGCCUCCUCCUGGACCUCCUCCGCCUGGAUUCAAAAAUUACCUUUUCAAGGAGUUGGGUUGGACGACGGAAGGGAUGCCACCGUGGUGGUGCUUGCUGAUGUGUAGCGGUGGUGGUUCGACAAUGGAGACAACAGAGGUAGUGAGGGAGAAGAACGGGGAGAAGGGGGAAGGGAAGUGA